AUGACAAAUAAGUACACUAAAGACAACAAAGAAUACGUUAUGUGGGGUCAGAAGAUACAAUGUAACAAGUCUUGUCCUUGUCCGCCGGUUUGCAAAUGUUCCAAAGAAUACAGUCCUGUUUGUGGUGAGAACAAGAAAACUUAUCUCAAUCCAUGCGUUGCGAAAUGUAGAAAAGUUGCUGUAAAAUGUCCCGGCAAAUGUCCAUGCACGUGUGAAAGACAAUGUCCCAAAAAUAUUCAACCAGUAUGUGGUGUUGAUGGGCAGGACUAUGCUACUGAUUGCCAUGCCGAUUGUGCUGACGUUGAUGUAGAGUGUCAAGGAAAGUGUCCAUGUGUGGUUUCGUGUGAAAGUAAAUGUACACAGACAGGAAGUCCCGUUUGUGGUGUUAAUAAACAGGAUUAUUCAUCCAAAUGUCUUGCCGAUUGCGCAAAAGUUACUGUUAAGUGUACAGGAAUCUGUCCAUGUUCCUGUGAAAGACUGUGUCCAAAAAUUAACCAACCCGUGUGUGCUGUCAAUGUAAAACAAUAUGCUAACAAAUGUCUUGCUAAAUGCGCAAAUGUGGCUGUAAAGUGUUCAGGAGGCUGUCCGUGUGAUUGUGACAGGAUAUGUCCCAAAACUAUACAACCUGUUUGUGGUGUUGACAAAAAACAAUAUUUAAACAAAUGCGUUGCGAAAUGCGAGAAGGUCGCAGUACGAUGUAACAAACCUUGUCCGUGUGAUUGUGAAGAUAGUUGUACAGAGUCUAAACCUGUAUGUGGGGUUGAUGGAAAAACCUACAAAUCAAAAUGCCAUGCAACCUGCAAAAAAAUAGAUGUGGAAUGUAACCAAAAAUGUGACUGUCCGUGUAAUUGUCCAGUCGAUAACAAACCAGUGUGUUCUACAGACUCAACAACAUACAGCAAUGCAUGUGAAGCUAACUGCAAAAAAGCUACAAUAGCAUGUAAUACAGCAUGUCCCUGUUCUCCAUGUGGAUGUCCUCAACCGAACAAUGAAGAUUUAGUAUGUGGGAAAGACGAAAAUGAAUACCCUUCCAAAUGUUUGGCCGAGUGCAGUAAAACAGAGAUAGAUUGUAAAGGUAUAUGUCCAUGUUCGUGUGAUAGAAGAUGUAAAAGUGGUGGCAGUCCUGUCUGUGGUUUUGAUGGAAAAGUUUUUAAAACAUAUCCAAACAAAUGCCUCGCUGGUUGCGCAAAAGUAGCAGUUAAGUGUUCCGGAAAAUGUCCAUGUUCAUGUGAAAUUCAGUGCGCAGCCAAAGAAACAGGAACCGAAAAGCAGGUCUGUGGUAAAGAUGAGAAUACGUACGCAUCUGCUUGUCUUGCUGCCUGCGCAAAGGUCGCAGUACGAUGUAACAAACCUUGUCCGUGUGAUUGUGAAGAUAGUUGUACAGAGUCUAAACCUGUGUGUGGGGUUGAUGGAAAAACAUACAAAUCAAAAUGCCAUGCAACCUGCAAAAAAAUAGAUGUGGAAUGUAACCAAAAAUGUGACUGUCCGUGUAAUUGUCCAGUCGAUAACAGUCCAGUGUGUUCUACAGACUCAACAACAUACAGCAAUGCAUGUGAAGCUAACUGCAAAAAAGCUACAAUAGCAUGUACAACAGCAUGUCCCUGUUCUCCAUGUGGAUGUCCUCAACCGAACAAUGACGAUUUAGUCUGUGGGAAAGACGAAAAUGAAUACCCUUCCAAAUGUUUGGCCGAGUGCAGUAAAACAGAGAUAGAUUGUAAAGGUAUAUGCCCAUGUUCGUGUGAUAGAAGAUGUAAAAGUGGUGGCAGUCCUGUCUGUGGUUUUGAUGGAAAAGUUUUUAAAACAUAUCCAAACAAAUGCCUCGCUGGUUGCGCAAAAGUAGCAGUUAAGUGUUCCGGAAAAUGUCCAUGUUCAUGUGAAAUUCAGUGCGCAGCCAAAGAAACAGGAACCGAAAAGCAGGUCUGUGGUAAAGAUGAGAAGACGUACGCAUCUGCUUGUCUUGCUGCCUGCGCAGGAACGACUAUUCAAUGUAACAAACCUUGUGGUGAAUGUCCAUGUAACUGUCCAGCAGAAAACAAACCAGUUUGUGGUUCAGACUCAACUACAUACAACAAUGAAUGUGAGGCUAAUUGCAGUAAGGUUACAAUUGAAUGUAAAACACCAUGUCCGUGUUCUGGAGGUCCAUGUGGAUGUCCUAUGCCGACAACUAACGAUUUGUUUUGUGGUAAAGAUAAGAAAAUCUACCCUUCAGUGUGUUUUGCCGAGUGCAGUAAAACUAAGGUACUAUGUAAAGGUCCAUGUCCAUGUUCAUGUGAUAGACAAUGCAAAAGCGAUGGUGGAAGCCCUGUAUGUGGUGCGAUUGGCUCGAAACACCAAACAUAUCCAAACAGAUGUACUGCUGUGUGUGAAAAAGCAACAGUAAAAUGUAAUCGUCGGUGUCCCUGUUCGUGCGAGAGUCAAUGCCCCAAAGGUGGAAAACAAGUAUGCGGUGCAGAUGGAGAAGACUAUUCCUCUUUAUGUCACGCCCAGUGCAAAAAAACAACAAAAGCUUGUGAUGGAAAAUGUCCUUGCCCUUGUACCUGUGAAGGGGAACCAAAUUCACCUGUCUGCGGUGUUGAUAAGAAAACGUACAAAAAUGCGUGUGAAGCUAAAUGCAGUAAAGUCAAGGUGAAAUGUCAAUCAAAGUGUCCAUGUAAAACUAUAGAAGAAUGCGAAAAAGCAUGUCCACAUUUUCGGUUUCCUGUCUGUGGAGUAAUUUCUAAAACGAAAUAUAAGAACCUUUGUGUGGCUAAGUGCAUCGGAGAGGAAUUUGAGCAUUGUGAAGGAGGAGGAUUCUAAAUAUGAAGACGAGCAAUAAAAAGGGC
Mytilus trossulus (common blue mussel) is the source of this 2822-nucleotide messenger RNA. RefSeq names its product balbiani ring protein 3-like. The coding region runs from base 1 to 2796 and encodes 931 amino acids. Gene Ontology annotation, molecular function: protein binding. The record is from RefSeq and is a predicted model, not a curated record. The transcript is spliced from 24 exons. NCBI's taxonomy places the organism in Eukaryota, Metazoa, Mollusca, Bivalvia, Mytilida, Mytilidae.